Molecule: messenger RNA, 2336 nt
Organism: Carassius carassius (crucian carp)
Lineage: Eukaryota; Metazoa; Chordata; Actinopteri; Cypriniformes; Cyprinidae
Exons: 9
Coding region: 480-2015 (511 amino acids)
Molecular function (GO): zinc ion binding
Source: RefSeq, a predicted model, not a curated record
UACACACACACUACUGUGCAAAAGUUUUUGGACACUAGUAUUUUAAUUUAAUUUUAUUUGUUAAAUAAACUUGGUUUACUGUUAUGUGUCUAAACGUUGGGCCGUCUCAGUUAUAAUACUAAUGGGUAAAUUUUCUGUUUGGUGACUUCUUUUUACUUUUACAGAACUGGUUGCCUCCUGGGUAUAAAUAUCACUUGUGCACCUAUCGUUUGUGCACUACAGAAGGCGACUCACACCUGGACCACACAAGUUUUGAGGCAUCACUAAGAAUUGCAUUGACAGAAAUUUGUGAAGUAAAGGAAUGGGUGGGAAAGCUUAGUGAAUCAUCACGAGUGAGUUGGAGAGUGGCAGUGACAAAACCAAAUAAGGGACAACGUGUACUUUAUAAGGCUCAUUACAGGUGCCAGCACAAUGUUUAUGUCCGAUCAGACACGGCUAAUCAAAGGCGGCUAUCAAAAAAUACAUGCUGUGAGGCAAAAAUGGUUUGCACUCUGGUGAAGACUACAGACAAAAGGGGAGGAACUAGUAGGAGCAUUGAUCCCCAUAUACCUACUUACCCAACUUCGGUGCGUUUGUACAAUGUACACAAUCAUAACAUCUUUGUUGCGGAGGCACUGAGGCACAAGGAUGUAGGGGUCAAGGCAAUUGAAACCCUGACACAGUUGUUUGAGGUUGUGCACAGUCCAACGACAGCUCUGGCUGUACUUAAAAGUGACCUGUUGGCUGAGCAUGGCAACAAAUAUGUAUACGUCUCAGCCAACCGUGCCAUUUGCCCAGACCUUCAGUUUUGCUACAGAUACAGGAAGUUCCUGACCUAUCUACAGAAUCUUUACAGUCGACGUGAGAGUUGGGCUCUCAGUUAUAGGAGGGACUUGCCAACACGUGGCAACCAAACCAAUAACUAUGUGGAGGCUGCAAUGCGUGUCUUGAAAGACAAAAUACUUCAUAGGACAAAAGCAUUCAACCUGCCUCAAUUAUUCAACCUUUUCAUUACCCGACUAGAGAUGUACUAUGAAGCACGUGUGACAGACGUUGCUCUUGGCCAUUGGGAGGCAUUCCACCGGUCAAGAUUUCUUGCUACACAAAGUAAUAUCAAAGCAUCUGAUAUUUCUCAGGUUGGAGAAAAGAAAUUUCAGGUGAGAUCAUCCACAUCAGGGCACACAUAUACAGUGGACAUGGAGUUGGAGCUCUGCACUUGUCCAGUUGGCCAUAGUGGGGCACCAUACAAACACCAGGCAGCAGUAGUGCAAAAUUACAACAUCACCUCCAUCAACUUUCUUCCCACAACAGCUGAAAUGAGGGCUGAGCUGCUGAAAAUAACAAAAGCCUCAGUUUCUCUUGACUUUCUAAACCCUUUACGGCAAAAUAUGCCAACGCCUAGCACAUUAGCUCCAGACAUGCCUCCGAAGCAAGAAACCUGCACUUCUGAUCAUCAGUAUCAUCUCAGUGCUGAAGAUGAUGGUCAGUAUAAAGGGAGGGAUGAGUCACGUCAGCUGGACCUGUCUUCGACCAGCUCUACACAACUGCAACAGAUAUCACCUAUGCAAGGGGACCCAUACUCCAACCAUCCCUGUGUUCAGGGUAACUCAGAGGGAGCAUCUUUACCUCAGUCUCCUGUGAAACGGAUGCUGAGACUGCUCAGUGAAAUGGCUGAAAACCCAGACUACAGUAAUGCCAUGUCUAAAAUGGCCAAGCAGCUUGAAAAGAUGCAGCACAACCAGACCCAACUGAUCUCUGCAUUUUACUGCUUUGGUAAAGGGAUGUCUGUAUCAAAACGUGCAGCAGUAUUAAGACGAGCUGCUAGACGACCAGGUCCUAUUAUUGGCUGUCAGCCAACAGCAGUGGCCAGAAGAACAGCUAAGACUGGUUCUAGGCAGCGUUUGACAGCUGGACGCCCCAGAAAAUGCAGUUCUGGUUCAGAGCAUGACUACAGCAGAUAUACAGGGAAAAGGGCUGUCAGGGUUCGCCACAAAUUGUCAGAAUCUGUGGCAAUGAAUUACUCACAUCAAGCAUAAAAAUAUUUGGGUGAGUGUGUGUGUGUGUGUGUGUGUGUGUGUGUGUGUGUGUGUGAGUGUGUUUAAAAAUGGUUAUUUAGUAGAUUAGUUAAUGCAAACAUAGUAUUAUUUAUGAAAUUUAGAUCCAGACUGCAGGUUAUGUAGCCAUUUUUUAAAUCAUUUUUGGAAACUUGUUAAAAAUAUUAACUGCACAGAACAUUUUUUCAAAAGUUUUUAUAGCAAUUGUGAAUUGCAUGUAAUGUUUUUGUGUACCAGGACAUUUUUGUAUUUUAUCUAUGUAAUUGAUAAAUAAAGCAUUCUAUGGCAAGUCAGCAAGUUGAU